Drosophila albomicans is the source of this 979-nucleotide messenger RNA. RefSeq lists its product as uncharacterized. NCBI's taxonomy places the organism in Eukaryota, Metazoa, Arthropoda, Insecta, Diptera, Drosophilidae. The record is from RefSeq and is a predicted model, not a curated record. The coding region runs from base 70 to 933 and encodes 287 amino acids. The transcript has a single exon.
GUCAGUUAGAGACAAUACGAGAAGCACUUGUUGUCAUUCGUAUUAUAAAAAAUUGAAAGUACACUCGACAUGGAUGCCGAUGCUAAUCCCGUGGAUAGUGAUUUCUUUGAUACUCUGUGGCCACUGAUACUUAACGAGAAUAAGUGUGAGUUGGUUAGUGAAUCGAAAGAGUAUUUUGUACCUUGUAAGCCAUUCGAUCAGAUACAUUGGCAUGGGAUGUUGAGUAAGGUGGGUUACCCCGGCUAUGCGACGCCGGAUGAUUUGCACUGUUGCGGCGCUGCCAAGCGAGAAGAAGAACAGAAUUUGGAGGCUGUCAAGGAAGUUGAUGCAGCUGCCGAACAACCAACUGCCGCUGCUCUUAUGGAUUACGAAAACUGCGGUUCACUGGGCAUCAAGCCGGUGUACAAGCAGGUGAAGCAGCUGCGGAAGCAACGCGAACGUCGCCAGAAGUUGGCCUACAACUUUGCCAAUCGCAAAUAUCCGUGGACCAUGCAGACGCCUUCGCAUGAGACUGGAUUUAUGCUCACAGCUGAGCUUAAACGCAAUUUCCAAUGCCAGCGGGAGAUGCAAAUGCUGGAGGCCAUCUAUCGUUAUAACUGCAAGUUGAUGCUGAUUGAUUGCAGCUCGGAGAUCUGUGUGGAAGAUGUGAAGCGUUGGAUCAAAUUUCGUCCCUAUGUGCAAAUGCUGGUGAUGGUUCGCUGUCCACGUGUCGAGCGGCACAUUCAGCUGCUGAAUGUCUUUCACACACUGUUGGUGGAGGAGAGUGCUCUCAACACUUGGCACCAGGAGUUGCAGUGCUCAUUGCGUGCUGGCCUCAAGGAGGCGCGACAGCGAGAGCUCUUCAAGAACUGUGCCGAGGCGUUUGUUUUUGUCUUUUCACGUUAUCGCGGUAUCUGCACUUGCGAUACCUACAAAAUUUUACGCAGCAUGUAAAGUUCAAGUUCAAUAAAGUCGACUCACUUGAGUUGUGCGAUUGGCA